AGGCUACGGCUGAAACUAUAUAACUCGGCGGGGCCAAACAGAGCAUGUAGAAUCUUCACCUGAGGACAUUUGUGAAAAUCAGAAGCACUUCCACCCACCAACAGCAUCCGGCAGUGAUGAAGUGCAACCAUCUCCUCUCCUGGGCGUUUGUGCUGGUGGCCUCUGGCCCGCUGCUGGCCCACCCCAUUACAGAAUCUGCUGAGAUGGCCUAUCCAGGACCCGUGUCCGUGGAGGACCGAGGAAUGGGCAUGCUGGACGACCUGUCUCUCUCCGAGCAAUCCUUCCCUCCACAGGAUGGUCCUGGUCUCAGAUAUUCCACUCUGAUGUCUGGGGAGCUUAACAGAGAUGGCAUCAGGACAACAAAUCUGCUGCCAAGGGGGAUGAAAAGAGAGGUCUUUCUGGAGAAGCAGGGUCUCCUAAGUCCUCUCAGCCACAUGCUGGGCAUCCGGAAACAGUUCAGGAAGAGAGCGGGGAAUUCCGAGUGUUUCUGGAAGUACUGCGUCUAGGACCCGACACAGAAAGCGGGGCUUGCACAAGAAGAAACAGUUAUCCCGGACUAAUACAAGCUUUUGCAGACCAAAACAAACCGAGCAACGCGUCCGCACGUGCACAUAUUGGCUCCCUCGUGCACGGACUCACACACACCCAGCUGCCUGUAUGUCUUCACAAAACGACAAGGCCUGAUUGAGACGCGCUGAUUGAAAAACUUUCAGUUGAUUUAUUAGGAUCUACUUCAAAGCUUGUUUAAAACUAGGCGAACAGAUUUCUCGAAAUUCCUCAGUUAUCUUAUUUAUGACCAAAUGGAUCUUAGAUGUGACUGUCAAAGAUGAUACUGUUUGUUGUAAGAGAGAUAAAUAAAUGUGUUAUA
Molecule: messenger RNA, 868 nt
Organism: Menidia menidia (Atlantic silverside)
Lineage: Eukaryota; Metazoa; Chordata; Actinopteri; Atheriniformes; Atherinopsidae
Source: the annotation of a GenBank genome assembly